Daucus carota subsp. sativus is the source of this 514-nucleotide messenger RNA. Its product is annotated as plastid division protein PDV1-like. The transcript has 2 exons. Bases 251 to 478 code for a protein of 75 amino acids. NCBI's taxonomy places the organism in Eukaryota, Viridiplantae, Streptophyta, Magnoliopsida, Apiales, Apiaceae. The record is from RefSeq and is a predicted model, not a curated record.
CCUAAAAAUGAGAAACACAUACUUCUCUCUCCCUCAAUCUCUCUGGCAAUAACUCACGAGACUAAUCACAAAUCUCAAACCCUACAAUCGGCCCCCAGACAACAACACUUACCAUCUCAUCUCUAUAAUUCCACCUCCAUUACUCAACCACUCACUCUCGCACUCUCCGAACCCUAACUGCGAUUGUUGCAGAUGCCGCUCAUUCUUGGCGGUGAAUCAUUUUUUUGGGUAGAUUUGGGGCGGAAGAGAAAUGGGUUUGGGGGAUGAGGAGAAUGGAAAUGGGUUUGUUUCUGUUAAGGGGUUUUCGGAUGAUGAUUCGGCUAUUCGUGAGGCCAAGUCUUUUAAUGCUAUUCGAACUGCUUUCGAAAACCUCGAAGACAAGCUGGAGUUUCUCCAAGCAGAGGGGAUGGCACACACAUUCAAGCAGAGAAUCGCUCAAGCUGAAGCCAUGGCCCGUGCUGACAUGCUAAGAUUUUAGCCUGAGGCAUUGCUAUUAAACUUGUGUUUGUUUUAG